Neospora caninum is the source of this 3693-nucleotide messenger RNA. RefSeq lists its product as hypothetical. The transcript has a single exon. Lineage: Eukaryota; Apicomplexa; Conoidasida; Eucoccidiorida; Sarcocystidae. The record is from RefSeq and is a predicted model, not a curated record. The coding region runs from base 1 to 3693 and encodes 1230 amino acids.
AUGAUUUUCGCGUCUCAGCGGCGUCGGCGGGGGCACGGCAAAGUCGGCACAGGCACGUUGGAGGAGAGCUCUCGUGGUGCGCGGUCUGUUUCCACGGAGCCCGUGGAAAGCCUGUGCGAGUCGACAAAUCAGCUACCCCCAGCGUCGCGCCCGAUUUUUUCCUCCGUCUGUUUGUCCUCAGCACUCUCUGUGCGUGCGUCUUCACGAGACGCAGCACACAUCGUUAGUUCACCAAGAGCUGGACACGAUGGCUGCUCUCCACGUUGGAGCGGCACAUCUCGGCUCUGCGGUAUGGCACAGGGAGGUGGCCUUGAGACACCAGGCAGAGAGGAUGGCGAAACUCCAUCCUGCAUUGUCUCCCCCUCACUUGGUCCAGGUCAGGGACUUCCUCGGGACGAGAACUUCGGUAAUGCGCGUGCAACUUGCUCACUUAGGCUUACGGAUUGCCCGAGUUGCACGGGGAUUGGGAUGAAACAGCAAGGAGACUCAGGGGGAGAGUCCACCGAGCCGUCUCCCUCAACAGACCAUCCGCUGUCGCCUAUGGCGGGGGCUUCACCGUGCUCGUUUCCGCGUGUCCCCUCAAAGAAGUUGUCCGUCUCCAGAAACGCCAUAUCCCCGUCUGUGGGCGGAGACGAAGCCGCGGCUGGCAGAGAUAAUGCAGGGAAGGAAGGUGUCCCGUGCUUCAGUGCCAAGGCACCUCUGAUGCUCCUCACCCAACCUGCUUGCUCUUCCAGGGCCUCCGCCACUGGCGUUCGGACCGUGGUUCGUGCGGCUUCACCUGCUGUGCCCCAGGAUGCGUCAUACUAUAGGCCUUAUUUCGCUCCAGAAGGCGUUACCUGCUUCGAUAAUAACGCCGCGGAGGGAGGGACGUCUCCGUUUCCCCCUCAGUUAGAUACCCUCGGAGUGACUCAACAGACAACCGGGACGACUUACGCGGUAGAGGAGACAGAGGGGAUUUGCGAGACUCUGGAUGCAGUUAUGCGUGACAGUGGUUCGAGAGCGGAGACUCCAAGUUUUGUCUCCGGUGCUGGCUGCCCGACAGAGAGACGAGGAUCCUCUGACACAGAGCCGUCUGAUUCAGGGGGAGAUGGCAGUGAACAGCAGUUCCGGAGGACAGGUGCUUGUGCAACGGAGGAGAGACAGUCGAACAGAAGCGCGGAACGAACGAGGCGGCACAUCAUUUCGCGGAUUCUGUCUUCCGUCAUCUGGACGGAAAGUGAACGUUCGUGCGAAGACGCGUGGAAAGAAGGCGGCUGUGAAAGCAGUCACCCUCCGAGCGUAGCGGACGAGGAGGCGUCACCGAGUUACAUGCCACAACUCGAACCUUCUUUUGCCUCUUUCCAGGCCUGUGCAAACACCCCAACUGAGGAGGGACUCAUGCGAGUACUCACGGAAAACUGCCGUCGACAUUCCAGUGUCUUACUCAGCUACCAGGGAGAGCAGGGGAAGCGCCAAGAACCCCGUUGUUUCCGAGAGUGUGAACAGACCUUGCUUGAGCAGGAGAACGUUGCUCAAGGGGCACCGGCCACCGAGGGGAACACGGAUGGUUCCUGCAGGGAGACAACUCGACUGCGUUCCAGCCGCUCACUCUGGGACGAAGUCGCCGCUGCUCUCGUUGCAGCCGAGGCGGUGUGCAUCUCGAAUGAGAAUAAAGGCGAGCAUAGAGACGGCGCCGAGAGGGAGAAGCCUAGAUGCGACUCAGACGCGACGGAACGGCAGGACGGUGAAACGCCUCUUUUGCAGGGGAAGGCAGCAGAUUCCGACGAGAAAGCUCAGCGAACCGCGACGUCGCCAGGACUGCCGAAUUGGUGGUCCGCACUGGUGGGGACCACGGGGCUAUUUGCACGUGGUGCUGACGUACCGUGCGGCGAGGGAAGAAACGAUGUCUCGCAGAAUGAAGGUUCGGGCGUUGCGCGUAGUGCAACCUGUGUUGCAGCCUCGAGCACGACUCCUCUAGAAGGGACAGUAAGACAACAGGAGUCAGGAAGUUCAGACUCCUGCCAUGGGGAACCCCCGUUACAGUCACGCGACUCGCCUCGUACAGCUACAGAUGAGGACGGGGGGGCUGUGAAGGAGGAGGAUGAGGAUCACCGCGACAAAGUAGAAAGCAGAGACUGCGCACGAAUGCCAAAGUCGUGGCUACCCUGGGGCACGCUGUUCCGAACGGUGUCUGAUGACAAGGCACGGUCUCGGUCGACUUGUAGAUACGCUGAAAAUGGUUCCAAAUUGGGAGACCAAGACGCUUCACAGCCGUCCGCUCGCGAUUCCCAGAGGGUGGGCGAAGAAGGCUGCACGCCCUCUCUCCUCGAGACAAGUUCAGAAGAUCGAGAAACCGCGAGGACUCAGCAACUACACCAGGGGCGUUGUGAUUCUUCUAGUUGUCCCCCCAAAAAAGAAGGCGGCCAGGCAGGCACGGACUGCGGCGCGAAGGGAUAUAUCUCUCGUCUGUCGAUGAGUACCAAGGACGUGAUGGGCCCAGUGCCGACACCGACCUUGGUGACGUUCGCCUCGUUAUCUCCUCAGACGGCGUCGACCACCCUGGAUGGGACGAGGUCACCUGUUGCCGAAGCUGACGAAGAUGGGGAAGAUGACGACUGGGACUUUUUUGCGGAUGAAGCGCAGAUGGAUGCGGUUCUCGAAGCCGCGCUCGCUUCGCCAGUUCUCACCAGCCGCCUGCUUGAGUUUCGCGGCGCUUCUCAAGAACGCGUGGCCACCGGAGGCAGUGUGGCGAGGUGGACGGCGGCUGCUUCCUCGCCUGAAAGCGGAUUGUCUCGGGGCGCAAUUGCCGAGCUCCGCGAGCGUCUCAGAGAUUCCCUAAAAGACAAGAGCACUCGAGCGCGACGGCACUUCCGCGGCUUCAGGAGGGCGGUAAGGGCCCGAGACUUUCAGGCAGUGCGGCGCGAGCUUGCAGAUCUCGCCGAGGUCGGCGGGCCUGAAGUAUCAGGCAUAUGGGCGAGCGUCAAAGUCGGCAUAGGCCUCGCGACGCUCGCCUCGGGGCACACCAUUAUGGGCGGGAUCAUGCUGGCCAUGGCCACAAGCGCCGUGGGCUCGGCUGUCCUCUGGGGGCGACACCGCGAUCAAUUUCGGCGCUGGAUGGCCGGUGAGGAGCCUGACGAAGGCGAGCAACGGAGCAGCGGGCGAGGCCUGGAGGAGGCCGAAGAGGCCGUGCGCCACACAGAGGAAGAGGGGGCUACGCGUGAGCCUCGGGGACAGCAGGUGGAGGAGAGGGGCACCGGACGUGGAAAGGAAAGCAAGCAUGGAGCGACACGAGAAGAGGCAGACACACGACGAAGCACGAGUGCUGGGACGGCGUCGCCCUGCACACCUCGAGCACUUCUGGCCUCCGGCGAAUCCUCCGUGCGAACCCCUUCUGGGAGGGGCGCGAAUUCCUCCCACGUGCACUGGGACGGUUCAGGUGAGAAGGCAAGCACGGCGAAGCAUGAGAGGAACGACAUGGGAGGGGUACAGCGAGAUAAAGCUGGACUUGAGAGUGAGGCAGCCUGUCCAACCGCCUUCUUUGCCCGUCGAGAACCACGCACUUGGCGCCGAGCCGAACACGAUCCAUGGCCGGUGUCCCCUGGAUAUGGGGCUACGGGUUUCGACAGCGACAGCGACUCUUCUGACGAUGGCCACGUCCCGAGCAUGGCAGAAGUCGUGGCGACAUCCUUCUCGCCAGACUGUGGAGCCCAGUGA